UGCCCGCUCAGCGCAGAGGAUUGUGGGAUCGGAGGAGGCAGCAGCGGAGCAUCAUCAUCAUCACUGCCGGGACCGGGACUCUUGUGAGCGGACUGUACCGAGCUGGGAGCCGCUGAAGUGCCUUAAGAGCGGAGCCAUGGGACACGGAGACCUGAUGAGCCAGGCGGAGGAUGUGGCGGACCAGUUCCUGCGGGUGACCAAACACUACCUCCCCCACGUGGCGCGGCUGUGCCUGGUCAGCACCUUCCUGGAGGACGGCGUCAGGAUGUGGUUCCAGUGGGCGGAGCAGAGCGAGUACAUCGAGUCCACCUGGAGCUGCGGACGCUUCAUCGCCAACGUCUUCGUCCUAAUCAACCUGCUGGGGCAGCUGGGAGGCUGUGUGUUGAUCCUCAGUAGGAACUUUGUUCAGUACGCCUGUUUCACUCUGUUCGGGAUCAUCGGCAUGCAGACGGUGGCCUACAGCAUCCUGUGGGACCCAAAGUUCCUAAUGAGGAACCUGGCGUUGGGUGGAGGUCUGCUCCUCCUCCUGGCGGAGUGUCGUGGGGAGGCUCGCAGCGUGUUUGCAGGAGUUCCGUCCCUCGGUCAUCAGAGUUCUCCGAAGCACCUCCUUCAGCUGGGAGGAAGAGUGCUCCUCGUCCUCAUGUUCAUGACGCUGCUGCACUUUGACCUCAGCCUCUUCAGCAUCCUGCAGAACCUGGUGGGCACGGCGCUCAUCGUGCUGGUGGCGGUCGGCUUCAAGACGAAGCUCGCCGCUCUGACUCUGGUCGUCUGGCUGCUCGUCAUCAACUUCACCUUCAACGCCUUCUGGAGCAUCCCGUCGUACAAACCCAUGCACGACUUCCUCAAGUACGACUUCUUCCAGACCACCUCCGUCAUCGGGGGCCUCCUGCUGGUCGUGGCCCUGGGGCCCGGCGGGGUCUCCAUGGACGAGAAGAAGAAGGAGUGGUGAGGAGGAGAAGGGAGGAGGAGAGAGGAGGUGAAGCUGAGGCUCCAGGGACGAGAAGAAGAAGGGGUGGUAAGGAGGAGAAGGGAGGAGGAGGGAGGAGGGAGAAGGGAGGUGAAGCUGAGUCUCCAGGAGUGGUUGAGGAGGUCUGAUGUCAUCACACACCUGUUAGUGAUGAUGUCACAUCAGCUUCUCUGUUGUCGUCAUCAAUCAUCAGCUGAUUAUUGAUGACAUCACAGCCAAACAUCAACAAGAGAAAAUUCAUCAAAUUAUUAUUAAAAAUCAGGUUAAAACAACAUCAAUCAGAUAAACAUGUAAACAUGUAAACAAAUGAUGUCAUAGCUUCCCUGGCGUUCAGACUGGCUCCUCCCACCUGCAGGUGUGUUAACCUGUGUGUGUGCUGCUCUGAGGUCACGUACAGGUGUGCGCUUCAUUUACACACCUGAGUCCAGGUCAGAGCCACGCCCUCCUCCUUUUCCUCAGUUUCAGAGCGACCAAUCAGAGAUUCUCUCCGUGUCACAUGACGUGUGUGUGUGUGUGUGUGUGUGUGUUUUUAAAUCCUUCCCAUCAGCAGUCUGAAUAAUCCAGUUGUAGUGACGGAGGCUGUCCAGCAGGUGGAGCUGUUUACUCUCCUGUGUUGUUGUUUGUUGGUUUUAUUUGUGUGUCAGUGUGACGAGCCGUCUGCUCCUGUGUUCGUCUCUCAGUAUCUAUAAAGUUGUGACAAAGUGAAAUAAUUUUCUAUGAUGUGUUUUUGUAGGAGAUGUUUAAUAAAUCAGUCGCAUUGUGAA
Messenger RNA from Epinephelus moara (kelp grouper), 1731 nucleotides. RefSeq names its product surfeit 4, like (gene surf4l). Gene Ontology annotation, biological process: Golgi organization. NCBI's taxonomy places the organism in Eukaryota, Metazoa, Chordata, Actinopteri, Perciformes, Serranidae. Gene Ontology annotation, cellular component: endoplasmic reticulum-Golgi intermediate compartment; endoplasmic reticulum; membrane. The transcript has 6 exons. The record is from RefSeq and is a predicted model, not a curated record. The coding region runs from base 137 to 949 and encodes 270 amino acids.